AUGUCGCUCGCUACCAUCGGCAGAAAGCACUAUGUGAGCCAGAGUGCUCUGGAGGCAGUACUGAAGGAAGUUGCUGCAUGCCCUGAAGUCCUUGACUCAGCCUCCCGGCGAGGCAUCAAAAGGGCACGGGAUUCCGAGCUGGAGGCAGAGACUCCUCAUGGCCCUUUGGUGGCCAAGAUUACAGUACCUGUGGAGGUGAAGAGCCGAAAGGCAGCUGGAGACGAGGAGGUGAAGAUCGUGCCGACAGAGCUGCCGAUCCUCAACCUGAUGGCAUGGAUAUGGCAUGUUUGCCAGUCCAUGCCUGGUGUAGCUGCCUUUUUCCAAAGGCAGCUAUCGAAGUACCCGUGCACAGCAACCAGCCCAUGGCGCAUGGCUUUAUACAAUGAUGAGAUUAGUCCUGGCAACCAGCUAAAAGCCAGCAACACCAGGAAGAUCCAAGGGUACUACCUCAGUUUUCUCGAGUUUGAUGCUGAAGGCCGAUGCCAAGAAAACCUUUGGUUUCCUUUGAACUUGACUCGGUCUUCGGUGGUGAACAAGAUCCAAGGCGGGCUGUCUGCACUCACCCACAUUCUGGUCUCCUCGGAAUCGUUCCUGAACCUCCAGUCGGGCUGUUUGCUGAACAUGCCAACCGGGGAACGGGUCAUGUUCUUCGCGAAACUGCAUACUGUAGUUGCAGACGAGGCAGCUUUGAAGUCUAUGUACGACUUCAAGGGCUCCAGUGGGACUUUGGUUUGCCCGCUAUGUGCCAACAUAACAAGCAAGACCCACGGUGAUCUGCCAGCAAAUGACCACUCGGGAGAAUUGCAUGACAUAUCAUGCAUCGACAGCAAUCUGUUUGUCCGCAGAACCGACAAUCAGAUCUUCACUGCACAGGCACUGCUGGCGAGAAGGCAACCCAUGCUGAGCAAAAAGGAUUUUGCCUUGCUGGAGUCCAGCAUGGGGUUGAACUUUAACCCAUCUGGAGUGCUUGCUCACAAAAGCAUGCCGCUUGUGAAAUGCUUGAUGUGGGAUUGGAUGCAUUGUUAUGUGGUAAGCGGCCUCCUGCACGUGGAAUUGAGCUUACUCUUGCCACUCUUGCAUGUGCAGGGUGCAACAUUUCAGGUGAUCCAGAGCUUUAUCUCAGAGUACGAAUGGCCUCACAACCUGAAGAACCGGAGAAGAGAAAUCUUGCAUUUGUUCGACAAAAGGAGCAAACCUUCUGAGUUCAAGGCCGGUGCUUCGCAGUGCAUCACUGUCUAUCCCUUGCUGCGGCUUUUCUUGCUGACUCAUCACUUUGACACAAUGGACGACGAACUUCGGCCUCUGAUUUCCUGUUUUACACACGAACGAAAGCAUCGGCAAGUGAAGCAGUUUGCUGACAACACGAAGAAAGUGACCGACUGGUUCGAAGCUUCACUCUUUAAAGAUGUUUUGGGCAGGGCUCUUCUGGAUCUGUCUGAGCAUGCUGGCUUCAUGCGGCCCCAUUUGAAGUCCCCCAAGUCUGUCACUGAUGGCACUUUGCUGUGGCACCUGGGGCAGACAUUCGGGUUUCAGACUCUUGAGCAUGUGCAGUCGGCCAUGCAGGCCGAGGUCUGCCCAGGACAGACUUGCGAGAGGGGUGACCUGGUGCUGCUUAAGACGGGGUCCGUUGCAGAGGUGUGGUUGUUUUGCCGGUUGCAGCAUGGCGAGCUCCUGGCUCUGUUGAGUGUGCUUGAGCCACAAGGGAAGAAUCUCUUCCGGGUCAAGCAGGACGGAGCCCAGUUCAUGCGAGUGGCCGAGAUCAGUCGAACCUGCCUCUUCAAACGCAUGAGUGCAGACAGCAUGCUGGUCGUGCCAUAA
This is a messenger RNA of Symbiodinium sp. CCMP2592, 1818 nucleotides long. The record is from the annotation of a GenBank genome assembly. NCBI's taxonomy places the organism in Eukaryota, Dinophyceae, Suessiales, Symbiodiniaceae.